This is a messenger RNA of Brassica oleracea var. oleracea, 1296 nucleotides long. Its product is annotated as probable glucuronokinase 2. Gene Ontology annotation, molecular function: ATP binding. NCBI's taxonomy places the organism in Eukaryota, Viridiplantae, Streptophyta, Magnoliopsida, Brassicales, Brassicaceae. The record is from RefSeq and is a predicted model, not a curated record. Bases 12 to 1118 code for a protein of 368 amino acids. The transcript is spliced from 6 exons.
AAUAGGCGAGUAUGGAUCCAAAUCCGGAACCGGCGAGUUCCGGUGACGAAAACAACAAUGAUGUGUUGGAGUAUAGAUCGUUCGCUAGAAUAGGGUUUCUGGGAAACCCUAGCGAUGUUUACUUCGGCCGCACGAUAUCCUUUACCAUCGGCAAUUUUUGGGCAUCGGCUAAACUAGAGCCAUCCGACCAUCUCUUGAUCAAGCCUCAUCCUUUCCAUGACCUUGUCCGCUUCGACUCUCUCGAUAAUCUCGUUUGUCGAUUGAAAAAUGAAGGGUACUACGGAGGUGUAAGGUUACUAAUGGCAAUAUGUAAAGUAUUCCGCAGCUAUUGCAAAGAUAAUGACAUUCGUCUUCAUGACAGAAACUUCACUCUAUCUUAUGAUACCAAUAUCCCUAGACAGACGGGGCUUUCGGGUUCUAGUGCAAUUGUGUCUGCCGCUCUAAGCUGCCUACUUGACUACUACAAUGUCAGGCAUUUAAUAAGGAUAGAAGUUAGACCUAACCUUAUUCUUAAUGCCGAGAAAGAACUUGGUAUUGUUGCAGGUCUUCAAGACCGUGUUGCUCAAGUCUAUGGUGGUGGUCUUGUUCACAUGGAUUUUAGUAAAGACCAUAUGGAUAGAGUUGGUUAUGGAAUUUACACAAUAAUGGAUAUCAACCUUCUUCCUCCUCUGCAUCUUAUCUAUGCUGAGAAUCCUAGUGACUCUGGGAAGGUUCAUAGCACGGUUCGUAGAAAGUGGUUAGAUGGUGAUGAGUUCAUAAUAUCAUCAAUGGCAGAAAUUGCAAAACUAGCAGAAGAAGGUCGAACUGCAUUACUAAAUAAAGAUUACACCAAGCUCAAAGAACUCAUGAACCGUAACUUCGACCUUCGAAGGAUUAUGUUUGGAGAUGAAUGUUUGGGAGCUAUGAACAUAGAAAUGGUGGAAGUGGCACGUAAGAUCGGUGCAGCUGCAAAGUUCACUGGAAGCGGAGGAGCUAUGGUGGCUUUCUGCCCCGACGGGCCAUCUCAGGUCAAACUUCUCGAAGAAGAAUGUAAGAAAGCUGGAUUCAUUGUUGAGCCAGUAAAGCUUGUCCCUACGCGUCUGAACAAUUCUGAUCUUAAGACUUUAUCAAAUCCCUGAGCUCAUUACUAGAGCAGUAGAACUCUUAGACUAAGAAAACACAACUUGGCUCUUUAGGUUGUAGACUUGAGCUUAGUACAUGUCAUAAAGUUUACAUUUCUCUUGAUUGUGUCCAAACUACAUAUUUGUUAUCCUAUGUUUUAGACUAAUGUAUUCUUUAAAACUUUCACAAUUAUUA